UGUUUUUGCAAGGGGGGUUUGGACACCGGGAGGAUGCGCUUUUUGGAGGAACAAAUACUCAAAGUUGUGUCUUUGACCGCUCCGGGGUUGUUUUAGUGGAUACAUAGAUGUUUGUCGGGCUGGAAUGAACAAUGGUGCGGCUCCUUGGUGCUCUGGCCGGGGGCAUGCUCUGGUUUCGGCUACUGUUGCUGUGCGUGGUGGAGUUGGAGCUGGGAGCCGGGCUCUCUACUUUCCAGGGUUUCUAUCUUCCACCUGCGAACGGGUCGCUUCUCACACCUGCCCGGAGGACAGAUGGAGUCGUGCAGACCGUUGACCGGAUUUACCACGGAGGAGGGAAGGUGGGCUACCUGGUGUACCUGGAUGGGAGCCGGUUUCAGCUGGACAUGGAGCGGGACGAGUCGGUGCUGUCGCAUCACUUCAGCCCCCAGUACGUGCUCGCUAUGAUGGGGGAGAGCUCCGCGUCUUUGCAGCGGGAGUGCGUGUACCGCGGGACAGUGGACUCCAACCCGGAGUCUCUGGCCGUCUUCAACCUCUGCGGCGGGGGUCUCGAGGGCUUCUUCGCCGUGAACCACGCGCGCUACACCAUCACGCCUAUCAUCAGGGCUAAGGGACACGAGCAUGACGUGCGCGCCCUGCAGGACAAGGACGCGGAGAGCGCGCUCCAUGUGUUCACGCGCGAGAGCUUCAGCUUCGAGGCCAUGAGCGAAGGGCGCGAGAGCUGCGGGACGCGCGACGGGCGCAGAGGACGCAGGGAUGCGGUGAGGAAACGCCGGCACAGAGGUCGGGAGAAGGGGAGGCUGGACAGAGAGGGGCUCGCAGUGGGACACACUGAUGACCGCGAUGCGCGCGGGCGAACAUGGUGGAGCCGGCUCAUCAAACCUGCCGCUCCAGAGUCUGGCACGCGGCGCAAAAGGUCAGUCUCACGCGCCAGGCACGUGGAGCUGCUCCUGGUGGCCGACGAGACCAUGAUAAAGAAAUAUGGCAAGGACUUGAACCACUACCUGCUCACACUGGCCUCCAUCGCCUCCAAGCUGUACGGGCACGCCAGCAUCGAGAACCCCAUCCGGCUGUCGGUGGUGAAAGUGACCACGGUGAGUGAGAAGGAGAAAGGGCUGGAGGUGUCCAAGAACGCGGCGGCCACACUCAAGAGCUUCUGCAAGUGGCAGAACCAACAGAACCCGCUGGACGACGACCACCAGCAUCACCACGACGCUGCCAUCCUCUUCACCAGGCAGGACCUCUGCGGCCACCACUCCUGUGACACCCUGGGCAUGGCGGACGUGGGCACCAUCUGCUCUCCGGAGAGAAGCUGCGCCGUCAUCGAGGAUGACGGGCUUCACGCCGCGUUUACUGUCGCGCAUGAGAUAGGUCACCUGCUCGGUUUGUCCCACGACGACUCCAAGUUCUGCGAGGAGCGCUUCGGAGUGAACAGCGACAAGCGGCUCAUGUCAUCCAUCCUCACCUCCAUCGACGCCUCUAAACCCUGGAGCCGCUGCACCUCGGCAACCAUCACUGACUUCUUUGACGACGGCAACGCCGAGUGUCUCCUCGAUUCUCCUCGCCAGCCCCUUCUUGGCCCCGAGGAGCUCCCAGGGCAGAGCUACGACGCCGUCCGCCAGUGUCGCCUGGCCUUCGGCCCCGAGUAUACGGUCUGCCCGGGCAUGGACGUAUGUUCUCGGCUGUGGUGCGCUGUGAUUCGCCAGGGACAGAUGGUGUGUCUGACCAAGAAGCUGCCGGCCGUGGAGGGAACGCCCUGCGGGAAGGGACGCAUCUGCCUGCAGGGGAAGUGUGUGGACAAGACCCGCAAGAGGCACUACUCGGCUUCCAACCAUGGCAGCUGGAGCUCUUGGGGUCCUUGGGGUGCGUGCUCCAGAACGUGCGGAGGUGGGGUGCAGUUCGCCCAGCGUCUGUGCAACAACCCGCCGCCACGGAACAACGGGCGCUACUGCACCGGGAAGAGAGCCAUCUAUCGGUCCUGCAACGUCACACCGUGCCCGGCAUCAAAUAAGAAUUUCCGUCAGGAGCAAUGUGAGGUGCGCAACGGUCCCCAGACGGAUCCUAAAGGGGUGAAGACCUUUGUGGAGUGGGUGCCGAAAUACGCCGGAGUUCUCCCUAAAGAUGUGUGCAAGCUGACCUGCAGAGCCAAAGGAACAGGAUACUAUGUGGUGUUCUCUCAGAGGGUGGCAGACGGGACAGAGUGUCGUCCUUACAGCAGCUCAGUGUGUGUGAAGGGGAAAUGUGUGCGGACGGGAUGCGACGGCAUUAUCGGCUCCAAGCUGCAGUUUGACAAGUGUGGUAUCUGUGGAGGAGACAGCACGGGAUGUAUACGUGUAGUGGGCAACUUCACAAAGAAGAGUAAGGGCUACACUGACAUAGUGAAGAUCCCCGCAGGCUCCACCCACGUAAAGGUUCGUCAACACAAGGCCAAGGACCAGACCCGCUACACCGCCUACCUGGCUCUCCGACGACCCAAUGGCGAGUACCUCCUAAACGGCAAGUUCAUGAUCUCCACCUCCGAGACAAUCAUCCCAUUCAAUGGUUCUGUACUGAACUACAGUGGCUGGAGUCAAAGGGACGAAUGGCUUCACAGCAUGGGCCCCGGGGCCCUUCAAGAAGCCUUGGUGGUUCAGAUUCUAGCAACAGAUGCCAAAAAGCCCCUGGAUGUUCGUUAUAGCUUCUUCAUGCCUCGCCGGACGGCCCCACAGCAGCCGUCAGCUCCACUCAACCCCAACCCAAAGUCAACCCCUGCACAGAGCACUACAACGGUCUCAACCACGACAAGAACCACCACCACCUCCACCACCAGUAGCACCACUACUUCCUCCUCUGCUCCCAUCGUCCUGGUUCCAGGGCCGCCUACAGCUGCAGGUCCCUCAACCACUCCCCCAGGGGCCCAGUGGGUAACAGGCUCCUGGAUGACCUGCUCCAGGACAUGUGACACUGGCUGGCAGAGCCGGACAGUGCAGUGUAAGGACCAGGACGGGAAACUGUCCAAAGGAUGCAUGCUGGGCUCCCGGCCCUCCGCCUUCAAACACUGUCUGGUGAAGAAAUGUUGAGGAGGAAGGAGAAGAGAAACAAUGUGUAGGAAGAAGUUGUAAUCUGUACUUCUGAUAAAGGUCUCCAGUGCUGGAUGUAGGACCAAGGAAUGGACCAUUGAACAGACUAAGACAUAGACCUUAAGCAGGACUGUGAAUGUUGGCGGAAAGCGCCCGGACCAGUCAUACAGAGACUCAGAGACAUGUAGCUGACUAUGAGCCAGAGGAAUGUCCUGGAUUCAUAGUAGCGAUACAGAGCUGGAGUAAAUUGGAGGACAGUUCCCGUGUGAUAGUGACAAGUACUGCCCUGGCAUAGCCAAGAACUUGAGUUGCAUGUCAUUUCCACAUAGACAACAACUGAUUGUCUUUACAUCGGUCCUCCAAACCCUGGAGGCUUAGUGUGUGUUGCCCUGUAACGGCAUGCAUGUUGUGUCUUUUUUAUGCUAUUUCAUGUGUUCUAAUCACUGUGGGUAUUUGAAAGUCAUGCCAUCAUUUCUGCCCGCAUGGUCGUCCUGUUCCACGCCGGCUUCUGUAACGGGAACAUUUUAUUGACUUAGCAGCUCGUAAAGUUUGUUACAGGAAGAAUGUUGAAAAUGUGAAAUCACUGGAUGGUAGGCAGUCUUUAUAGCAAUCUUCAUAGCAACCGCUAAGUAACAAAAACAUCAACAAAGGUCUCUUCCAUCAUAUAAUCCAUCAGGUUUUUUUUUUACAUUAAACCAACUUGAGAGCUACUGAUGGCCAAAGAGUAUAUUAGAGCAUCAUCUCUGCUAAGAUUUCUUACCAAUAUUCUCCCUGUAAAUAUUCUACGAGCCACUCUGUGUCUGAAAUGUGCACGUUACAGGAGAUGGAGAUGCGUAUGCUGGUCCUGGAUCAGGGCUACCCUCGUGCCCCGACUAUAAGCGUUCUGUGUCUUUAUUUGACUGAUCUGUCCAGCUGAAAACUGGGAAACAGCAUCACCCAUAGUGAUGAACAUUAAGUCAUUAACAUCCAUAAGAAAGUGUAGGUUUAUGAAUACAAUUCCACAGCUGAGGAUGCAUGAGGGAGGGGGAUUUCACGACCAAGAAUGAAUGGAUAAACCCAGACAUUUGAUUAAUGGGCAACGCAUUAAAAAAAGCUGGGAAGCUAAUCAGUCAUACCAAGGUCCGGUCAGUCCCAUGUCCUCUCUAUGGAAGAACGUUUACCCCACACACACAGGUAUUAGAUACACCUGUACAGCGAAGAAACAGCAGCAUGGUGUGAUGAGAUAGAGAGGGAGAGUACGGUGGCCAUCAGAGGACAAACCUUACAACAGUUAAAUCGACAAAGGGGCAAAGUAACCACGACACUCCUUAACAUUUAUGGAGGGUAAUGAUGAAUCAGAUUUGGUGGUGAUGCUUGAUUUUUGUGUGCGUGUGUGCGCGUGUGUGCGCGUGUGUGCGCGUGUGUGUGCGCGUGUAUGUGUGUGUGUGUGUGUGUGUGUGCGCGCGAACACAUUCAUGCACCCAGGCCUGUGUUUAAAGCACAUACAGUACGUACCGUGAACAUGUGUUCUGUUCUACUGUGUCUUGAAGCUUCUUAACUCUCAGUUCCACUUGUAUCAAUCAUUCUGCUGGUGCUGGGAGGUUUACAGUCCUCAUGUUUGUGUGGUUUUUUUUUGUUGUGGCAGUCAAUGUCUGUUUGUCUGUUUAUCUGUUUAGGAAACAAUGCUAAUAUGACAAUGUGUGCCCUGGAUACUUGCAACGACAGCAAGAGAGAUACUAAUGCAGUCAUUACUGUCCUUUUGCAAUUCAACUCUUUCUCAUUUUUAUUUCUUUUCAUCACUCAUUCUCUAUUUUACUCAUACAUCCUGUAUUUGCAAUUUAUUAUUUCAACCUGUCUCCAACCCUGAUGGGUGGAGUUUGCCAAAAUAUGACGAUUCAGAUUGUGCCACAGAAUGGCUCAUUAGGGCAGCAAUGGUAUUGUGACAUUUGGUUGAAGAUGUUUAAGGGUCAGGUCACCCAGGAAAUUAAUUUUCUCACUUACUCACUUUGAGUGAUCCAACUCCACCUUAACAGGGAGACUGGGAGUUCAUUCUUGCUGUUCACAGCUUUGAAAACUUACUUUUAAUAAUUCACCAGAACUUCUUUCUCCAAAAACAAUCCCUGAGUUACAGACAAUCCACUGACCUCACUGUCAACACUUUGUACUGGAACUACUUUCUACAGUGACGACUGGGGAACUCUGAAAGAAAUGGAUUGACAUAUUAAAAAUGCGCUGAGACUUAGACGGGGAGAUUGACACCACUGUGGCGUCUGCCCCUUGAAUAUGAAGCAGCCUACCCUCACCUCUGAGGUUAACUGCUCAGCACAUCAUAAUCACUAAAAAACAAAGCAUAAACACAACAAUUUACCCGUUUCCAGUCUUAAUGCUAAGCUAAGCUAACAGGCUGCUGCAAAUAACAAUCUGCGUUAGCGUGUGUGACUGUGAGAAAAUAUGCUUUUUUGUAAUUUGGGUGAACUGACCCUUAAAAAUCCUCCACCCAACCAAACAGUAUCAUCCAUCUUUAGCAGCAGCAGUUUAACCAGUGAUGCCUUCAGACUGUAGAUAACAUGAAUAUGCCUCAAGGCCAGGCUUCUUUUUAAGACAACAUAUGAAAGAAAAAAAAAAAUACUCUCAUGGAUGGUAAUUAAGCCUCAGCGCUACAAAGUCCUGUUGAUUCCACACCUAAUGGACUCAGAAAUACCUUCCUGUAAUUGUGUGAAACUUUCCGGCGCCCUUCCUAUUUUCCUGUGUGGCAAACCUCACCCAUCUGGCACCUGUGCAGGAGAAAACAAACCCUGAGAAACAUUUUCUGAUACUACUCGACCCGGGUCAACAUACCACUCACAAAGUGUUCUCUCUUCUUGCCUCACACGUUCAGAUUUAUUUACACAAUGUAGACAUUUUUGUACAUGAAUAGAUCUUUCAUAUAUGUGUUAGUAUUCAACCAUAUUUACACAGAAAUUUACACAUACAGACACACACCAUUGAAACUAUCCAUCAGUCACACAGUUUUUGAGUAUUUCAGACACACACACUCCACACACACACACACACACACACAUAUACAUACACACAACUUACUCUGACUCUUCCAGUGGGGAAACCCCUCUCGCUGAACGACAGAAACACAGCACUGAACUUGUAAUUUAUUGUUUGUACAACUGGUAUGUGUGAAUAAAAAAACAAUGAGAUGAGUUUUAUUUAUUAUACUAAUUUUGUAUCAAAUUACUAUUUAACUUAGGAAUAUGACUGUGCAGAAUCAUUCCUUUGUAAGAAUAUAGUGUU
Seriola dumerili (greater amberjack) is the source of this 6320-nucleotide messenger RNA. RefSeq names its product ADAM metallopeptidase with thrombospondin type 1 motif 5 (gene adamts5). The transcript is spliced from 8 exons. The coding region runs from base 132 to 3056 and encodes 974 amino acids. Gene Ontology annotation, molecular function: metalloendopeptidase activity; zinc ion binding. The record is from RefSeq and is a predicted model, not a curated record. Lineage: Eukaryota; Metazoa; Chordata; Actinopteri; Carangiformes; Carangidae. Gene Ontology annotation, biological process: extracellular matrix organization; proteolysis.